AUGCUCACCUCAUUUAUUGACAAGAGUUGCCGGGAGUCGAGAUUGCACAUUAAAGGCUUAAUCUUGCAGGAGGCAAAGUGGGGGGAAGAGGACGAGGCGCAGGAGCCGGCGCGGGCUGCAGGCUGCGCGCGCUGGCGGGCGGCUCAGCUUGGCGGCUCCUCCGGUUACAUUAUUUUUCACCUUUUAACUUGUCUUAUUUUUCCCUUUUUCCAAAGAUUUUUUCUACUUCAGCAAGCUACAGUUUCUCCUUUUCGUCUCCGGGCUAUUUCAGUUGUCUCAUGUUCACUGGAGCAGCCUCUAAGAAGCAGUUUCUCCUUCAAGCCUGCAGGCCUCUGCCAAGGUCUUGCUGGCCCGGUGUCCUCCUGGAACCUCCAACAGAUACGCAUGAAGGCACGUGGGAAUGAGUAUCAGCCAAACAAUCGGAAACGCAAGCGGACCCAUGGCUGGAUCAAGCGUAUCAGCACACCAGCGUUUCUCCGGCGCAUGCUGAAAGGCAGGAAGUCCCUGACCCACUGAGCGCUCUGGCUGCCAGGCCUGUGUGGUGUGUGUCGGAAUCAAGCCUUACAACUGUCCCAGUCAAGAGCCAACCUGUGGGUUUGCACUAAGGAAUACCGUGAUGAGCAGCAGCAACUGACUGCUCCUUUCAUGUUAGGAAUGUGUGAGGAAUGGCACUGGUGGAGGGUGGUCUUCAAGGGAUUUGUUUAGUGACUACUUUUUAAUUGUAAAGUUAUUGCAACUUGUAAGUGUGAUUUUAAGAUAAACUUGUGAAAACAUGAGCUGUAAUUAAAAUUGAACUUUGUGCUGUGCUAA
This is a messenger RNA of Struthio camelus australis, 810 nucleotides long. NCBI's taxonomy places the organism in Eukaryota, Metazoa, Chordata, Aves, Struthioniformes, Struthionidae. The record is from RefSeq and is a predicted model, not a curated record.